UUUAUAGUUGCGCGCCUCAGACAUGGACGGGACAGAGAGGAGUCGGAAGAGCUGCGCUGAGACGGAUCAGGCGCAACAGCCCAUGAUGGAACUCAAUGGAAAGGAUAAGAGUGACUCGCCGUCAGAUAGAGUCACGCUUAAAAAAGAAAUUGGACUCCUCAGCGCAUGUGCCAUUAUUAUUGGUAACAUCAUUGGUUCGGGGAUAUUCAUCUCUCCUAAGGGUGUUUUGGAGCACGCUGGUUCGGUGGGUCUGUCCCUCAUCGUAUGGGUGUGCGGAGGGGGUAUCUGCGCCCUGGGGUCCAUGUGUUACGCUGAGCUGGGCGUCACCAUUCCCAAGUCAGGAGGAGACUACUCCUACGUCACAGAGAUAUUCGGAGGACUGGUGGGGUUCCUGCUCCUAUGGAGCGCGGUUCUCAUCAUGUACCCCACCACCCUGGCUGUCAUAGCUCUCACCUUCUCCAACUAUGUCCUGCAGCCGGCCUUCCAGAACUGUGUCCCUCCAUACUUGGCCACCAGGCUUCUCUCCACCAUCUGCAUAUUGUUCCUGACGUGGGUAAACUGUUCCAGCGUGCGCUGGGCCACCAGGAUCCAGGACGUGUUCACGGUGGCCAAGUUGCUGGCUCUGGGACUCAUCAUAGCUGUGGGACUGGUGCAGAUCUGCAGAGGUCACUAUGAUGCUCUGAGACCCAGUCAGGCGUUUGAGUUCACACGGGACCCGUCUGUCGGUCAGAUAGCUCUGGCUUUCCUCCAGGCUUCCUUCGCCUUCAGCGGCUGGAACUUCCUGAACUACGUCACUGAGGAGGUGGUCGAGCCACGCAAGAACCUGCCCCGGGCUAUCUACAUAUCCAUUCCCCUGGUGACGUUAGUCUACACUCUGACCAACAUUGCAUACUUCUCCUCCAUGACCCCCGAAGAGCUGUUGGCAUCCAACGCCGUGGCCGUGACAUUUGGUGAGAAGUUGCUGGGCGUAUUCUCCUGGGUGAUGCCCAUCUCUGUAGCUCUGUCUACAUUCGGAGGAAUCAACGGCUAUCUCUUCACUUCAUCCAGGUUGUGUUUCUCUGGAGCCAGAGAGGGUCACCUGCCUUACCUGUUGGCCAUGAUCCACCUGAAAAACUGCACCCCUAUUCCCGCUCUGCUAGUCUGUGUAAGUUACUGUGCCCCUAUUCCCACUCUGCUAGUCUGUGUAAAUUACUGUGCCCCUAUUCCCACUCUGCUAGUCUGUGUAAGUUACUGUGCCCCUAUUCCCACUCUGCUAGUCUGUGUAAGUUACUGUGCCCCUAUUCCCGCUCUGCUAGUCUGUGUAAGUUAUUGUGCCCCUAUUCCCACUCUGCUAGUCUGUGUAAGUUACUGUGCCCCUAUUCCCACUCUGCUAGUCUGUGUAAGUUAUUGUGCCCCUAUUCCCACUCUGCUAGUCUGUGUAAGUUAUUGUGCUCCUAUUCCCACUCUGCUAGUUUGUGUAAGUUAUUGUGCCCCUAUUCCCACUCUGCUAGUCUAUGUAAGUUAUUGUGACCCUAUUCCCGCUCUGCUAGUCUGUUGCGGAGCCACCAUUGUGAUCCUGUGUAUCGGAGAGACUCACAACCUGAUCAACUAUGUGUCGUUUAUUAACUUCCUGUCCUAUGGAGUGACCAUCGCUGGCCUGCUGUACUAUCGCUGGAAGAGACCCAACCUGCUACGACCCAUCAAGGUGAGUGUGUUGGUCCCUAUCAGUUACCUGGUGUUCUGGGCGGUGCUGCUGGGGUUCAGCCUGUACUCGGAGCCCGUGGUGUGUGGCAUGGGGAUCGUCAUCAUGCUCACCGGGGUACCCGUCUACUUCGUCGGAGUCCACUGGAAGAACAAGCCCAGAUGUGUCUACAGGGUCGUGGAGUGUGUGACCUACGUGGGUCAGAAGCUGUGUUUCGUGGUGUUCCCCCAAGAAGACCUGUCAGAGAUCACCCCCCUCACAGCCUCAGAUAAACACAUCGACUGAACGAGCUCCUCCUCACAGCCUCGGAUAAACACAACAACUGAACGAGCCCCCCCCCCCCCCCCUCACAGCCU
Oncorhynchus mykiss (rainbow trout) is the source of this 2037-nucleotide messenger RNA. The record is from RefSeq and is a predicted model, not a curated record. NCBI's taxonomy places the organism in Eukaryota, Metazoa, Chordata, Actinopteri, Salmoniformes, Salmonidae.